Chara braunii is the source of this 2011-nucleotide messenger RNA. The record is from the annotation of a GenBank genome assembly. Lineage: Eukaryota; Viridiplantae; Streptophyta; Charophyceae; Charales; Characeae.
CUUACGAAUGCCCCGGCCACUUUCCAAGCGGCUAUGACAACGGAGUUCCGACACAUGCUGGAUCGAUACGUACUUAUCUAUCUCGACGACAUCCUGAUAUACAGCCGGAGUUUGGAGGAGCAUGUGGAACACCUGCGCAUCGUUUUGGAGGGGCUACGACAGGCCAAGUACAAAGCCAACCGCGACAAGUGUGAAUUCGCGCGGCAGGAGCUGGAGUACUUGGGCCAUUAUGUGACGCCGCAAGGCAUCCGUCCGGUCGCGGACAAGAUCGAGGCCCUACGAGUAUGGCCCGAGCCCACCAACACCACGGACAUUCGCUCAUUCAUGGGAUUGGCGGGCUACUAUCAGCGAUUCAUCACCGGAUACUCCAGGAUUGCUGCACCUAUGACAAGGUUACAAUCGCCAAAGGUGCCAUUCGUAUUCGAUGACGACGCACGCCGGUCAUUCCAAGCACUUAAGACGGCCAUGCUCAUGGCACCUGUCCUCAGCAUCUAUGACCCCACCUUGCCGACGAGAGUGACUACGGACGCUUYCGGCUAUGGCAUUGGGGCAGUCUUGGAACAACACGACGGCGACGACUGGCACCCUGUGGAGUAUUUCAGCCACAAAGUGCCUCCCAUCAACUCGCUGGAUGAUGCAAGAAAGGAGCUACUCGGCUAUCUUCGGAUCACCCGCCGGCCAGCCAUUACCGCAUUGCGGACGGGUACUUCCUCCUCCACUCGAGAGGCAAGGACUUACUAUGUGUCCCACGCGACCGUCGUCUUCGGACUCGCCUCCUUGGCGAGUAUCAUGAUUCACGACUCGCCGGCCAUUUCGGAGUCAACCGCACUAUUGCACGGCUUCGACAGCGAUUCCCAUGGCCCGACCUCAUUACCGAUGUCACUCGGUAUUGCGACUCUUGCGAAGUUUGCCGACGCAGCAAGCCCCGCAACCGCAAUCCCUACGGCGAGUUACACCCGAUGCCUAUCCCACGGGAACCCGGUCUCUCCAUUGCCCAUGGACGUCACCGGCCCGUUUCCUCGCGACCGGCUCGGACACGACGGCAUCCUCACGGUUGUGGACCGAUUGAGAGUCCGGCACAAUCAAACCGCUCAAAUGAUGCUUCGUACGCUCAUUCGUCCGGACCAGAAAGAUUGGGUUGACCGCCUCCCCGACAUCGAGGUCGCCUACAACAGUUCGGUGCACCCGGCGAUCGGCGUGACUCCAUUCGAGUUGCACCACGGUGGACGGAAAGGCCGCAUCUUCACUGACCUUCUCCUCCCUCGACCAGCCGACAUUGACGCCGCUUGCUCCCCCGCUUCCGUUCGGAAGUACAGGGACUUGUUGACUCAAGCCCGCACAAAUAUGCAAAAGGCUCAAGUUCGCAUGCAGCAGCAAGCCAACAGGCGUCKCGUACCAUGUCCCAUCCGUGAUCUGGUUUGGGUCUCCGCGGAAGAGUUUGCACUGGAACAGGACGUUUCACGCAAACUGCUUCCCAAGUGGUUUGGACCUUGGUCUGUGASAGCAGCCGCGGGCGAUGAGCCCGAUGGCCCUUCAUUUGUGAUCAACAUUCCAGAGCAUUUGACGGUCCAUCCGGUCUUCCACGCCUCGAAGCUGGCAACCUACACGCCAGCCAAGAGCGAGGACUUUCCGGGCCGACGAUCGCAGGACCCUCCUUCUAUGGAUGGCCAUCAGGAAGUUGACCGCGUCAUCACCGAUCGCAAGUACGACAACAAGCCGCGGAAGUACAAAGUCACAUUCAAAGCAUGCGAUCGCGACGACACUCGGUGGAUUUCAGGAGCAGAUUUGAAAGCAUCUGCACCGCUGAUCUACGCUCACUAUGAACGUCAAAGGUUAGCCAAGGGACCUCCACGACCUGCCCCUCCCACCCGGACUGUGGUCCCUCCCUCAGACAGACAGCUUCGCCCUAGCAGGUCAGCUCGGUCUUUCAAGGAGGGGGCGGUGUGGCAUACUGCGUAGCCACGGGCCCUGUAGGACCCGUCCCGGACAUUCAGCCUAAAAGCCUAAAACU